Budorcas taxicolor (takin) is the source of this 1956-nucleotide messenger RNA. RefSeq names its product CHM like Rab escort protein (gene CHML). NCBI's taxonomy places the organism in Eukaryota, Metazoa, Chordata, Mammalia, Artiodactyla, Bovidae. The record is from RefSeq and is a predicted model, not a curated record. Gene Ontology annotation, molecular function: GDP-dissociation inhibitor activity. The coding region runs from base 1 to 1956 and encodes 651 amino acids. Gene Ontology annotation, cellular component: Rab-protein geranylgeranyltransferase complex; cytosol; nucleus. Gene Ontology annotation, biological process: small GTPase-mediated signal transduction; intracellular protein transport; protein geranylgeranylation. The transcript has a single exon.
AUGGCCAACAGUCUCCCAACAGAAUUUGAUGUGAUAGUGAUGGGGACAGGUCUGCCUGAAUCCAUCCUUGCUGCUGCAUGUUCCAGAAGUGGUCAAAGGGUUCUGCAUCUCGAUUCAAGAAGUUACUAUGGGGGAAACUGGGCUAGUUUCAGCUUUCCAGGAUUGCUGUCCUGGUUGAAGGAACAUCGGCAAAACAGUGACACUGUGGAAGAAAGCCCUGCUGCAUGGCAAGACAUGAUCCAUGAAACAGAAGAAGCCAUCCCUCUUCGCAAGAAGGAUGAAACCAUUCAACACGCCGAAGUUUUUUGUUAUGCCAGUCAGGGCAUGGAUGGCAAUAUUGAAGAGCUUGAUGCUCUGCAGAAAAAUCCUUCUUGUGUAGCAUCUAGUACCCUCAUAAAACCUCUGGAUUCUACAAGCUUGUCUGAGGAAACACACUCAUCACACAUUACUAGCUAUGAAGUGCCUACACAAGACACUCCAAAAAACAAUGAAGAAAUAACUGAUAUGGCAGAAACGUCUGUGAAAGAAGAAUAUUGUGGGUAUGAUACUUACAAACACACACUUUCAGAUGGCACUAAAGAUGAAAUCAAACCUGUAUUGGAAGACAACAGUGUGCCACCAAAGAGAAAGAGGAUUGCUUACUCUCAAAUAGUUAAAGAAGGCAGGAGGUUUAAUAUUGAUCUGUCAUCGAAGCUGCUUUAUUCUCAAGGACUGUUAAUUGAUCUGUUAAUCAAAUCAAAUGUUAGUCGUUACGCUGAAUUUAAAAAUGUCACUAGGAUUCUUGCAUUUCGAGAAGGAAAAGUAGAGCAGGUGCCUUGUUCCAGAGCAGAUGUCUUUAAUAGCAAAGAGCUCACUAUGGUUGAAAAGAGGAUGCUAAUGAAAUUUCUUACAUUUUGUUUAGAUUAUGAACAACAUCCUGAGGAAUACCAAGCUUUCACACAAUGCUCAUUUUCAGAGUACUUGAAAACCAAAAAAUUAACCCCCAGCCUCCAACAUUUUAUACUUCACUCAAUUGCCAUGAUGUCAGAAUCAUCUUGCACUACAGUAGAUGGCCUUAAAGCAACAAAAAACUUUCUUCAGUGUCUUGGACGGUUUGGCAACACUCCCUUUUUAUUUCCCUUAUAUGGCCAAGGCGAAAUUCCCCAGUGUUUCUGCAGGAUGUGUGCAGUUUUCGGUGGAAUAUAUUGUCUUCGCCAUAAAGUACAAUGCCUUGUAGUUGACAGAGAAUCUGGAAGAUGUAAAGCAAUUAUAGAUCACCUUGGUCAAAGGAUAAAUGCUAAAUAUUUCAUUGUGGAGGAUAGUUACCUGUCUGAGGAAACAUGUUCCAGUGUGCAGUACAAGCAGAUAUCCAGGGCAGUGCUCAUUACAGAUCAGUCUGUCCUAAAGACAGACUCAGAUCAGCAGAUUUCCAUUUUGAUAGUACCUCCAGUGGAACCAGGAGCACAUGCUGUCCGAAUCAUUGAAUUAUGUUCUUCAACCAUGACAUGCAUGAAAGACACCUACCUGGUACAUCUGACCUGUUCAUCUUCCAAAACAGCAAGAGAAGACUUAGAAUCAGUGGUGAAGAAAUUAUUCACCCCGUAUUCUGAGACAGAAGUAGACAAGGAAGAACUUCCAAAGCCAGGACUCUUGUGGGCUCUUUAUUUUAACAUGAGAGAUUCCUCGGGAGUUAGCCGAAGCUCAUAUAAUGGCUUGCCUCCCAACGUUUAUGUCUGCACUGGGCCUGACUGUGGACUCGGAAGUGAGCAUGCCGUCAAGCAAGCUGAAACACUCUUCCACGAGAUCUUUCCAAGUGAAGAAUUCUGUCCCCCACCUCCAAAUCCGGAAGACAUUUUCUUUGACGGUGAUGAAAAGCCAUCAGAGCCUCUUGGAACCAGUAAUAUAGUAAUGGCCAAACUAGAAUCCUCUGAGGGAAGCAAAAACCUAGAAAGUUCAGGGAAGCACCUUCAAAAUUAG